Eimeria acervulina is the source of this 1767-nucleotide messenger RNA. RefSeq names its product glyoxalase, putative. The record is from RefSeq and is a predicted model, not a curated record. The transcript has 3 exons. Lineage: Eukaryota; Apicomplexa; Conoidasida; Eucoccidiorida; Eimeriidae. Bases 1 to 1767 code for a protein of 588 amino acids.
AUGCUGCAUAGAUCUCACAGAAGUGGUUCUCCCGCAGCAGCAACAGCAGCAGCUUUGCGUUUAACGGCAGCAGCAGCAGCAGCAUCGCCACCAGAAGAAGCAGCAGAAGCGCGUGAAGCAGCAGCAUUAGAAGCAGCAGCAGAAGCAGCAGCAGAAGCAGCAUCUGUACCAGAUGAAGCAGCAGCAGCAGGAUCAGCAGCAGCAGCAGCAGCAGCAGGAUCUUGUGUGUCUGUCCCCCGCAUGCCUUUAGGUAAUUCUUCUCUGCUGCACCUCCGUCUGCUUACUCUCAAUUUGCAGCCAAUGGUUGUCUUCUACACUCAGCUGCUGGGCAUGCAGCUAGUGGGGCGUUGGAGUGUAUCGAGACAGCAGCAGCAGCAGCAGCAGCAGCAGCAGCAGCAGCAGCAGCAGCAGCGGGAAGAAGAUGAAGCAAACAAAGCAGCAGGAUACAAUUCUAGAGACAGAGGAGACAGUCCAACACAGACAAGACAAACAGAGACAGUAAAUAUACAAACAAAUAAUAUUAAUCAUGCAAAGGAGACAGCGCCCUCUCUAUGGGAGCCCCUCACUGGGCAGGUGUCUCUAAACACUGGAGACAAAAUACCAGUAGAUGAAAUUGCAUUACUUGCAUGCGCAGCAGCAGCAGAAGAGGGGGGCCCCACAGGGGGCCCCCAGGGGGCCCCACAGGGAUCCUCCUUGGGUUUUAAGCUCGAGUUGAUAUACAGCAGCAAGUGGGCAGAGCAGCAGCAGCAAAAAGAAGAAGCAUUAAAAGCUGCAUUAAAGAAAGAAGAAGAAAGCCUCAUGGCUGCUGUUGCUGCCUUUCGGCAGCACGAGGAGCAGCUGCUGCAGCAGAGGGUCAGCAGCGGCAGCAGCAGCAGCAUUAGGAGUAGCAGCAGCAAACUGCUGCCCAGCUUAUCUCGCAUGCGCAGCUAUGAAAAAAGACGGGGAAGACACGACAGGGGUUAUCACGGUUUCUUUGGCUUUACUUUUUUGCUGCCAGAGCUGCAGCAGCUGCAGCAGCAGCAAGUGCAGCAAGCCGGAGGCAAGCUGCUGCACUUCCCCGCAAAGAGAAAGCAAAUCCCUUCCAUGAUCCCAGAUCAAGAUGCUCGUCAAGAGUUGUGGGGUCAGAGCUGCUUUUUGCUGGACCCUGACGGCAACGGUGUGGAGGUGCAGCAACUAACGCGCAGCAGCAGCUGCAGCAGCAUGGGCAUGAGUGAGAAAGACAGAAGGAAAGAAGCAGCAAUAAACACCUGGCAGACAUACAUGGCUGAACAAGAAGCAGAUAUCAGUCGUCAGCAGCAGAAGCAGCAGCUGCUGCAGCAACUCCGAGAUGUUGACGCCCUGCUGCUGCAGCAACAGCAGCAGCAGCAACAGCAGCAACAACAGCACCAACAGCUACCGCAAGAACAGCAGCAGCAAAACCAGGAACAACAGCAGCAGCAGCAGGACCUUGGAAGUCUGUUGCAGCAAAAGCAGGAACUGCAGCGGAAGCUGGAUGCAUUCAACGAGCAGCAGCGCAUAAUUGAUGCUUUGGAGCAGCAGCAGCAGCAACAGCAGCAGGAAAGGGAAGCAGCAGCAGCGGGUGCUGCGCUGCAGCACAAGGGGCCCCUGACUCCUCGACUGCAGAAAGUUCGGCUGUACACUUCGUCUCAUGUUGCUGCAGAUAGAUUCUUCGGGAGACAGCUGCAGAUGCAGGUGAAGAGGCUGCAGCAAACACUAACAGCAAACGCAGCAGCAGCGAGAGACAGAGACAGAGACAGCAGCAGCUAG